CGACGGUCUUAGGUGUAUUUUACUCCUUAAUUCUUUAAAAAUAACAAUAAUUGUAUUUUUUUAAACAAGUUUAAAGCAAUUAUAUUUAUAUUUUUACUGUUUUGGUAUUUUUACUUGUUAACUAAACUUUUAAUUGAAAUUAUUCAUAGCGGAAAUCCUAAUGUUAAGUAGUUUUUCAGUUGCUAGGAUACUUAACAACACACAGCACAUCACAUACAGGUGGUUUAGAUUAAUGUUUUUAAAUACGACAGUUGUAGAGUAUGUCAGCAAGGUUUUACUAGUAGCAUACACGUUUCCGAGUAAUUAGAAAUGAAGCGUUUUGAAGAAAUUAGGGUGCCCCAGCCUCCAAGAGCUCGAGUGUUGUUAUGGGCAGAUCUAAAGCAGAGUGACUUAGAAGAGCUUGAGAAGACCAAGUCUAUACAAGAGAUUGAAAGGAUUUUAUGUCCAGCAUUGGUCCCAGAUGUGCCUGAGCCCAAACAGGGAAUAUUGCUCGAGCUCUACACAAAUCAAGUGUUGUUCUGCAAGGAGAAACGUUUCAACAGGGAACAAACUUCUGUUCUCAUUUCCAUUGUCAAGAAUGUGCAUCAGUUUAACACAGAAACACCCCUUAACAACAGAGAUGACUGUUUUAACUACUGCAGUGAACUUCUGCUUUGUCAUUCAGUCAGAAGGCCUCCCUUCAGUAUUGAUCUUUUCAACGCUGAUCAAGUGACAGAGAUUUUAUCCAAUUUUAUCAACACAUAUAUAAGACACUAUUUUUUAUACAAAUACAUUUUUACCCCAGAGGUACAUUUGGAUUUAUCAUUGUCCUAUGUUGGAAUACCAGAGAGCACAGGUGAAGAGGAAAUUGACAGAUCUGAGAGCCCUGCAGAUGAUGCAAUAGAAUUCGAAAGGGAGAAAGUGAUGGAUGAAGAUCAACAAAGUGCUGCAACAACAAUAAUAAAAACAACAGAGACAGACGGUUCUAAACAAGGUUCCACACUAAAGUCUGAGCUAAGGACUAUAGUUCAAAAGGAGGUGAGAGAAGAAGUGAUGCGCUUGAAUGCUCAGCUUCAAAAAAGGUUGCAGGAAAGUGCCGAGCAGCUUAAUGGUGCCCUUAGUAAACUUGAGGCUAAUAUUAAAGUUAAAAAAUAAGUUUUUAUAAAUGUGUGUACAUAUAAAUAUAUGUAUUUAGUUACUGUUUUUAAGGAACUCAUUUUGUAAGCUUAAAAGCACAAAAAGUAACUAAAAACGUAAAAACACACAAAACAUAGCAAUUAUAUAUGUAUGCCUGUUGUUUAGAAACAGUACAGUACCUUGAUGAUGAAUGCAUAAUGUCUAGUCAACUGUAAUAAAAAUGAAGAUGAUAAAACA
This is a messenger RNA of Triplophysa dalaica, 1353 nucleotides long. RefSeq names its product cilia and flagella associated protein 119 (gene cfap119). The transcript has 9 exons. The record is from RefSeq and is a predicted model, not a curated record. The coding region runs from base 310 to 1134 and encodes 274 amino acids. NCBI's taxonomy places the organism in Eukaryota, Metazoa, Chordata, Actinopteri, Cypriniformes, Nemacheilidae.